Messenger RNA from Seminavis robusta, 1995 nucleotides. Lineage: Eukaryota; Bacillariophyta; Bacillariophyceae; Naviculales; Naviculaceae. The record is from the annotation of a GenBank genome assembly.
CAGUCGUUGCCAACAUAUAUUUUGUCAUUUAUUUUUUCUCAAAAACAACGCCUUCACAUCUUUCGCUCCCUUGUUCAAGAUGAGCUACCGAAAUACGUCUGCUUCAGAGGAGGAGGCGAUUGACCAUAUGGUCGAGUUGCUCGAUCGUUUGCCAGAAGACCCAACCGAGGAAGGCUACGACGUAGACGAAUUCCCUCUAGUAGCUCGAGAACUGUUCCGUGUCUUCCGUGUCUUCGAGCACCUUUCGAUACAUCCGACGCUGUUACCAUUCCAUCGUCUUUUGUCUGCAGGCCUAGAGUUGCCCGUGAUCAGCGAAUUCUGCGAUUUGUGUCCAGACCUUCGGAGCGCCUUGGGAAUGCGAAACAACUGCCAAUGCACCGCUCUGCACGAUGCGUGUCUGUAUAGUCCUGAUGAUGUUGUCGUUUUCCUGGCCGUCAAGAGAGCCGAUCUCUUGGCCAGGAAGAGCGAUCACGGUUUUCUUCCUGUUCAACUGGCCAUGUUGAACCCACAGAUCUCCGAGACGACGCUCUUGACGUUAGUCGAGCUCUUUCCCGGUACCAUGAACAGUCCGGCAACUUGGCAAUUCGCUCUUUUGGAGCCAAAGAGCGACUUUGAAAUCUAUUACCGAAUCCCUCCUCAAUUCUUUGCAUCAAUGUUCCUUGCUUCAGGACUGGAUCGCCUGAAAAUCGACACUGCCAGUCGCGAGGUGGUGCACUUGCGAGAACCUUUGUUAGGCGUACCAGGCAGCUUGGUGCUGUGCACACUGCUCUCGACUUCGCGAGUCACCUAUCUGAAACUGAAAAUUUGGGGCUGGAAAAGUAAGGAGGCAUUCCUUUGCCUCCUGACAGAGUUAAAGACAAAUCAGUCUGUUCGCAACAUUGACGGAUUGACGAUCUCUUCGCUGGCCGACGCUCAGUCAAGAGAGGAAGUGUUUGACGCGUUUCAAGCUUUUUUGCAGACCAAUACGUCUGUUCAGAAAAUGACGCUUGAUUUUACUGAUGUUCGCAGUGACAGCGAUGUCGAGGCGUGGUUCAAGGUUGUAUGUAACGGACUCGAGAACAAUCGGUCGCUUCAGAAGUUCGAUGUAACUCAGUCAACUCCCGGAGUCUCGCCCAGAGCCUGCCUUCGUUUGCACAGGGUAUGGAGGAAAACAGCGACACUAGCCUGGGUUCAAAUGCUCCAGAAUCACAAUGAAACACUCUCGUCUCUACCUCCUUGGAUGAACAAAGCGACGCAAGUUGCCUUCUACACUGAGUUAAACAGGCAUGGCUGCCGUCGCAUUGCCAGAAGUGCGAAUCUCUCCGACAUGACUGAGUUGCUGCUACGACUGGAACGCGCUAGUACCGGUACCAGUAAACGGCUUAAGAGGUUGGCCAGGAGCUGCGGACUUAGCAACAGUGCCUUUUCACUAAGCAUUCACUUUGGGAUACUGCGAGAGUGGCCUGAAAAUUGGUGCAAUGUUCAGAAUGCCAACCAAAUCGGUGCGAUCAAGCGUCGGAAGCGCAAGGCUCCGUCUUCGUAGAGAUCGUGGCAGGGCACCUUUCAACAAAGAGCUCAGCGGCUUUUGAUUCGUGGAAUCGAAUCUACAAAUGGUAUUCGAUGCCUUUAUGCUUCGUCGGAAGAAUGAUUGGAUCUGCGUUUGGCUGGAGCGUGGCUUUCAUGCUUGGGACAGUGAACAAAAAGAUGAAAGCUGAGAGAGAGAGAGAGAAGAAGAAGAAUUCAACUUGUGCGCAAUUGCCCACGAAGGAUUGGGUUUACCGCAUACCGGUAUGUACAGCAAGACACAAGAAGAUAUUACAUGUAUUGAAGUACUAUACAACGUUAAUAGUUCAGCCUUGCAUUCAAUGCAUUUGCAACCAAACCAAACGCUCUUUGUCGUCUGACAAGUGUGAUUGAAUUCGUCGAUGGUCCUUUCUAACUGCUUGCUUGCGUCCACACAUCGUACGGUAGCUAGAAAUCACCAUAGUCUCCUCCAUAAUCAGCACCUGCACCAUA